Aethina tumida (small hive beetle) is the source of this 4848-nucleotide messenger RNA. RefSeq names its product 1-phosphatidylinositol 4,5-bisphosphate phosphodiesterase (gene norpA). The transcript is spliced from 15 exons. Gene Ontology annotation, molecular function: phosphatidylinositol-4,5-bisphosphate phospholipase C activity; calcium ion binding. The record is from RefSeq and is a predicted model, not a curated record. Lineage: Eukaryota; Metazoa; Arthropoda; Insecta; Coleoptera; Nitidulidae. Gene Ontology annotation, biological process: lipid metabolic process; phosphatidylinositol-mediated signaling. The coding region runs from base 155 to 3388 and encodes 1077 amino acids.
CGUCAAACGUAAAUAAAGAUGAAAAUGCACGGCGAAAGUGUGUAAAUAAACAUAUAGCAAGCGAAAAUAACCGCACGGUGCCGUUCCACACGACAUUCAUACGAACGACGAUGUGAUUUUUCAGUGCGCCCGCACCGUUUUUUAACAGGCCGACAUGACGAAGAAAUUCGAAUUCGACUGGAGAAUACCAGUGCCCGAGCCCCUUUUGAAGGGAUGCUGCUUCGAUAGGUGGUUCGAGGACCGCGACAACGUCGAGCUCGAGAAGAACGCGCUGUUUAAGGUUGACGAGUACGGUUUCUUCAUUUACUGGAAAAGCGAGGGACGGGAGGGCGACGUGAUAGAAUUAUGCCAGGUGAGCGACAUAAGAACAGGCGGCGUGCCCAAGGACUCCAAGACUCUACAAACUCUGACAAAAAUACAUGGUUCGGAACUGGAAAGCAGAUCGUUGACAAUAUGCAGCGGCACCGACUACAUCAACAUCAACUACCAACACAUCGUGUGUCCCGACGUCGAAACGGCCAAGACUUGGCAAAAGUGUUUAAGAACUGUUACUCAUAACAAUAAAAUCAAUAACAUUUGUCCGAGAAAUGCCAUGUUAAAACAUUGGAUGCGUCUGAACUUCUCGGUGGAUCCCCGAGGAAAAAUUCCGGUAAAAGUGGUCGCCCGUACGUUCGCCUCCGGUCGCACCGAGAGACUGGUCUAUCAGUUCCUAUCCGAAAUGGAGCUGCCCAGCGGCAAGAACGACUCGAUCGAACCCAGCGAUUUCACGUUCGACAAGUUUUACAUGCUGUAUCAAAAGAUCUGUCCUAGAAACGACAUUGAGGAACUGUUCAGGACCAUAACCGCCGGCAAGGCUGAUUACAUGAAUCUCGAGCAGCUGAUCAAUUUCUUGAACGAGAAGCAACGGGACCCCCGACUGAACGAGAUUUUGUAUCCGUUGUACGAUGAGAAACGUGGCGCCGAGAUCAUAGCCACGUACGAGCAGAACGAGGAAUUGGUCAAGUUAAAUCGGUUGACCAAAGAUGGAUUCACCAGAUAUUUAAUGUCAGAUGAAAACGCUCCGGUUUUUCUCGAUCGUCUGGAGAUCUACAUGGAAAUGGACCAGCCUCUAUGCGCUUAUUAUAUAAAUUCUAGUCACAACACCUACCUAAUUGGCAGACAGUUUGGGGGUAAAUCCUCGGUGGAAAUGUAUCGGCAAGUUUUAUUAGCCGGCUGCAGAUGUGUUGAGCUCGAUUGUUGGGACGGUCGAGGGGAUGACGAAGAACCAAUCAUAACCCAUGGUAGGGCUAUGUGUACCGACAUCCUGUUCAAAGACGUGAUCUAUGCGAUAAGGGACACUGCUUUCGUGACCUCCGAUUAUCCUGUGAUUCUGUCAUUCGAAAACCAUUGCUGCAAAAGCCAGCAACACAAGCUUGCGAAAUACUGUGAUGAAAUAUUCGGAGAUCUACUGUUGAAGGAACCUUUGCCGGAUUACCCAUUGGAACCAGGUUGUCCUUUGCCAUCGCCUAAUUUGUUGAAGCGGAAGAUUUUGAUUAAAAACAAACGUUUGAAACCGGAGGUGGAGAAACAGGAACUGGAACUUUUCAGACAAGGCCAGUUCGUUAUCGAGGACGAGGAGAAGGAAGAUGCAAAUGCUUCGGCGGAUCGGCCACUUCCUCCUGAUGCCUCCAUUGAGGCACCUACUGUGGAAGAGGGGGCGCCUGAGCAGAUGGUCACCAACCACGUAGGUUCGACAACGAACGUUCACCCCUGGUUGAGUUCCAUGGUUAACUACGCCCAACCCGUGAAAUUUGCUGGAUUCGACGUGGCCGAACAAAAGAACAUCCACCACAACAUGUCGAGCUUCUCGGAGCCCAACGGCCUGGGUUGUCUGCGUGCCUCCGCCAUCGACUUCGUCAACUACAACAAGCGGCAGAUGUCGCGCAUCUAUCCUAGUGGAGCACGCGCCAACUCCUCCAACUACAUGCCGCAGGUGUUCUGGAACGCCGGCUGCCAAAUGGUUUCGCUUAACUUCCAGACGUCAGAUCUGCCUAUGCAACUGAACCAAGGCAAGUUCGAGUACAAUGGCAACUGCGGCUACCUGUUGAAGCCCGAUUUCAUGCGGCGGCACGAUCGGACGUUCGAUCCUUUCGCUGAAUGUCCGGUCGAUGGGGUUAUUGCCGCCCAGUGUUCCGUGCAGGUUAUCGCUGGACAGUUCUUGUCGGAUAAGAAGGUGGGUACGUAUGUGGAAGUCGAUAUGUAUGGAUUACCAACGGACACAAUCAGAAAAGAGUUCAGAACCAGAUUGGUUCCAUCCAACGGUUUAAACCCAGUAUACAACGAGGAACCGUUUUUGUUCAGAAAAGUUGUACUGCCGGACUUGGCAGUUCUCAGAUUCGGAGUCUAUGAUGAAAAUAACAAACUUCUGGGUCAGCGCAUCCUACCGUUGGACGGUCUACAAGCCGGUUAUCGACACAUUUCGCUCCGCACUGAGGCGAACUUUCCCAUGUCGUUGCCCAUGUUGUUCUGUAACAUCGAAUUGAAGAUCUAUGUGCCGGACGGCUUUGAGGACUUCAUGGCGGCCCUUAGUGAUCCCCGCGGCUUCAUGGGGGCGCAGCAGAAGCAGAACGAGCAAAUGUCGUCGAUGGGUAUUGAAGUUACCGACAACAAGGGUGGGGACAAAAAGGAAAAGAAGGAGGAGAAGAAAGUCGAGCCCAUGGUGUUUGAACCAAUCACCAUUGAGUCAAUAAAACAAGACAAGGCGUUCCAGAAAACCACCAAAAAACAACAAAAAGAGUACGACGCCUUGAAGAAGAAACAAGCUAAGGAGAAGCAGGCAGUACAAAAAAGCCAGUGUCUGGCAAUAGAGAAGCUCAUCAAGGGCAAAAAUAAAAAUGAUCUUGCCAACGAUCCAGCGGUAAAGAAGUUGGUGGCUGAACAGACGCAAGAAUGGAGCGAAUUAAUGGGUCGCCACAGGAAACAAGAGUGGGAGUUCUUGCGCAACCAGCUGGACGAUCAGCGUGAUCUUCUCAGGAAGCACAUGGAAUUGCUGCAGGCGCAGCAAGUGAAACAGCUCGAGGCGAAGCACGACAAGGAUAUGAAGGAAUUGCAGCAGCAACAAGCUAAGAUUUCAGUCGAGACCGCCAAAGAAGUGGCUAAUGAUAAAACACUAAAGACUAAGAAGGAUAAGGAUCGCCGUUUGAAAGAAAAGUACCACAACAACACCAAGAAAUUUAUCGACGAGCACAAGACGGCGACUUUGAGACAGAACCGAGAAAGGGAGAAACUGAAGAUCACUCACGACAAACAAUUGGAAAUGUUGUCGCACGACAUCCAAAAGUUGAUCGACAUGUACAAGAACGAGGAGAUGGAGUACGAGCUGAGCGGCAAGAACGAGUUCUACGCUUAAGCUCAACGAGGGACCAAGUUUUCGCGUUGUUGGAGGCUGUUAUAUUUGGAAACAGUAAGCGCAAGGGAUGGGUGGAUUUUAUUAUGACCCAUAAUUGUAAUUUUGGGAGGGGGCGUUUCUCAUAGGGUUAGAACAAUAUUCCUACUGUAAUUAAGUUUUUGGGGACAGUUUCCUUUUUUCUCGAAUUAGUCAAUUUAAUGAAACAUUUAUUUAUAUCAGUAAAGGGAUCAAUUACAGUUACUUAUUCGAAAUAGUUUCAAAUUGUUCUAACAUAAAUGCCAAAAAAUUAUCAGCCAAAUUAGAAGUUAUGGGGUGACUUAGCCAUAAUAAAUAUAUUAAGUAUAUUCUAGACGUUAUAUACGCUUAGCGUAUUAUAUAUUUUUAACAAUUACUAGAAUUUAAUCGUGACAUGUUUUAGGAAAAUUUUCCUGAUUACAACAAAGCUUUAAAAAUUGAUACUUUAAUGCACGGUUUUACGCUUUUGUUAUGUAAAAGAAUAUUGUUAUAUUUGUUUUAUUUGUACCUGCAUAAAUUUAAUUAAUAUUAAAUUAGGCCAGAAAGGAUUUGAAUACAAACGUUGUUUUAAAAAGCCUUAAAACUAAUUGGAAGUUAGGAAAUUUUAUUGCUACAAUUUCUCAAUCUUUAGAAGAACUUAGAAAACGUAAAAUGGAAUUGAUAUUUUAUACAACAACAUUUUAUAUGAAUUUAUUAAAGCUCAAUUGAAUUAAAACUAAAUUGGUUAGUAUCAUAGAAAAUCUCAAUUGUCUCAGAUUUGGCCUAAAAAGCUUGAAAUGUAAAAUUAUUUGAAUACAUGAUUCUGUAAUCAAUGGUUUUGUUAAUUUUUAGAUGUAAUGGACCAAUAAUAACGUACCUACCUAUAUUACUUACAUUAAAAUGUCAAUUCAAAGCUACUUGAAUGAAGUUUAUAAUAAAUAUUAACUAAUUCUGAAAGUGUGUUGACAUUACAGAAUUGUGGCAGUUCAAGAAUUGCUCAUUAAGCUUCAAUGUCUUGACGAGUUGGUGAUAUUAUUAAGGUUAAAACAAAUAUUUCUCUAGGGCGUUGAAUUAGAGUUUUGCAUCAUUGUUGAUGUAGGAGCAAUUAUUCUUUGAAAGUUAACGAAUUUAGAAACAUAAGUUUCAUUGUUACUUUUUUCAAAUAUACAGCUUAAUUUAGGCAUACAUCAUUAUAUUUAUUAAAGAGGUACUAAAAUAUAUUUAUUAUAUGUUAUAUACAUAUUGAUAAUUGAGUUUAUAUAUGUUAAUAAAUGGAUGUUAUAGUAUUCUGUAGCUCUAACUACUGUUUGGCCCAGAUGCUAAUAAUUGAUUCAGAGCUUAUCUAAGUAUUCUAUCCAUAUAGUAGUUCAGAAACUUAAACAAUGGUGAAUGUUAUCACAUUUUACUAUUUCAUGUAGAUUCACAUAGAAAGUCAAUAAUAAAUAUAUAUGUUAAUAAACAACAAA